This is a messenger RNA of Dreissena polymorpha, 3843 nucleotides long. RefSeq names its product 5-hydroxytryptamine receptor 1B-like. Gene Ontology annotation, biological process: neuropeptide signaling pathway. The record is from RefSeq and is a predicted model, not a curated record. The coding region runs from base 379 to 1482 and encodes 367 amino acids. Lineage: Eukaryota; Metazoa; Mollusca; Bivalvia; Myida; Dreissenidae. Gene Ontology annotation, cellular component: membrane. The transcript is spliced from 2 exons. Gene Ontology annotation, molecular function: G protein-coupled peptide receptor activity.
AGCCGAGUAUGCAUAUCCGUAUGGGCUCAACAUGGGAGUGUCAUCAUCUACAAAAGCGGAUAUGACGGUGAAAAACAUCCUGAAUUUAUAAGAUUUUGAUAAAAGUAGAGCAGAAUUACUAAGAAAGAAUACUUAUGGAACAUCUUCGAUUGUGGGAAAUAUGUGAUUGGUCAAGCAAAUUAUUUCACGGAAGUUUAAAAUUAUAAAUGAUGGUUUUGGUGUUUACUUGCUACUGAAAGUGUUAUUUAUAUAAUUACAAUAGUUAGUCUUGUUAUUUCGAGAGUAGCUGUGAUGGUAGACGGACAUUGAACAUAUUUCAACAUUUGUAACGAUUGUUUUAUAUCGUUGUAUUCGAAAAAUUGUCAGCAAAGACCUAAAAUGGAUUAUGAAAAACUAGUUCAAGAGAAAAACGAUUCAAAUACCGUUGAAAAUAUACCAAUCAUCGUGUUUAUGUCAAUUGUUUGCUCUGCUGGAAUCAUCGGUAAUUUCGUCGCCUUGCUAUUCUACGCUUCAAGGAAAGAUAAAUCAGCUGCAACUUUAGUGCUAACUGCACUGUCUGGAAACGAUUUGAUUUGCUCUAUAGUACUGCUUUCAUCUAUAGCUUGGUUCCUUCAUUCGAUGACGUACACAAAUAUUGCGGCGUGCAAAUUUCAUGGCUUCCUGAACCACGUGUUUGUUAUGAAUUCUAUGUUUUUACUCUUCGUCUUAGCCCUGGAUCGGUACUUAAGUAUAUGUUUCACAUCAAAAUGGAAGUCAUUAUUUGCAAGAAGGAAAACAGUGAUGUGUAACAUCGUUUGUACCACAGGACUUUCAAUCCUGUUUUCAAUACGAGAACUUGUCUUUUUCGAUGUUGUGCCCAUCGACUUUACUGUAGCCGAGAAUGUUACCCUCAAAGGAAACCGCUGUAAGACAACAAGUGAAAAGCGUCGCGCAAAAAUUGCCAAGGCUUUUAAUAUUUUUGACUUCAUAUUGGUCCUCAUAAUUAUGAUAUUAAUGCUAACUCUGUAUACGUUAAUCAUACGUAAGGUUUCUUCUGUUGGCCAACGUCGUCGCUCAACUCGAAAUAAUGCUGCACCGGACGAUAGCCAACCAACUGAUGUUUCGGAAAUUUCGGUCAAUGCCGUAGAACAAAGUCCAAAUGAAAAUACCGUUGUUGUUAGGAAUAAAACUUCAACAAUUCGACAGAAUACUAUUACUGUCAGCAAAUCUCUUCACUGGAGCGCGACAAUUGAACGACGGCUGACGCAGAUGGCAUUUAUUCUUACAUUGGCAUCCGUCUUGAGUUUUAUCCCUUACUUCGUCGUGUCAAUAAUAGGUACAAUACAUAAAGUGCUGCCAAUGUGGGCUUUGGUUUUAUACAGAUCGUAUGCUUUGAAUUCCACCAUGAACCCGUAUCUAAUAGGAUACUACAACUCGGAAUUUCGGGAGUUCAUUAAAAAGAUCAUAACUUGCCGUUUCUUACCAAGUUUACGAAGAAAAUAAAGGUUUAUAAUACGUAUUUUGAAAUCUAAAUCUAUUUAUGUAAAAUACUAUGUAUCCCUACAUGUUUAUCGAUAAUAUGUCAUAUACAUACGUUCAAAUACACUGUGUUAUAUUUAAUUUGAAUGCGUAUUGUGAAUUUAAACGUAAAAUAUCAACACAUUGCAAAACGGUCUAAAUUAUAUCUCAUGUCUAAAAUUUUCUAAAUACAUCCUGCUUACCAGUGUAUCAUAACGCAAAAAUAAAGUUUUGCCCAUGCCAUUUUUGCGAGGCGCUGCGCCUCGCCGCCGUGAUGCCUGCAAAAUAAACGCCCAUCAAUAUUUGUGAAAAUUCGACUGUGUUUUAUUUACUUUAUAGACGUGCACGCCUUAUCGAGCAUUUUAAUCGAUUAAAUAUACAUGUAGUUUUGUCGGGAUUCGGGUCCUCACAUAAUGCAGCCCCGGGCGUGGAAGGAUCUCAUUAACUUUAAAAUAAACACAAAUGUUUUGUCUGCAUUUCCAGUGUAUCCAUCAUUCAGUACAAUAGCUGGUUCGUUAAUGACUAAAAUACCACACCGAUAACGAUUUAGCGUGUUUGAUUUGAAAUUAAUUUUAAGGAAAUGUAAAUUCUAAAUCAGUUGCGAAAUAAUUGUGUAAAAGUGCAUCACGAAACUUUCAAAUGAAAUUAAAAGAUCCCAAUGUUCUCAGCGCUUCGAAGUUUUAUACAAAAUAAAUACACACACGCUUCCCAUGCAAACGAUGUAAUGUGUACGGCAUAGUUUUCGUGCGCUUAAAAAGACAAAUGAUCAUCACACAAUACAUUUGCACUGUUUAAUUAAAAGUACACAUUUUUACCGUCGCGUUAACAUCAAAAUUCGGAAGAGCAUUUAGGAUUACAUUUUUCAAUUUGCUCAUUUGAAAAAUCAUAAAAACAAUGAUAAUUGUGUGUUAUGAAUUUAAGUGCAAUUUGUUAAAACGCUUCUCAAGUCGAAAUAAAUAUUGUGACGAUAUUGAUAUGAAUCAAAUGCAUACUUUUCUCCAGUAGUUUAACCGGUUAUCAUUAUAAGUCUACUAAUGAGGUAACUAGCCACGAUUUUAUCGUGGAGGAGUACACCACAAGAACCAGUUAGUGUAGUAGUUAUAACAUGGCCAACAAACUGCCACAAAUCCCCUUCAAUAUUGACUGAUGACAAUGGAUUAUUCAUGCAUGACAAAUUCACAACCGUUCGCAAAGUUAGUGCCUUGUGCCAUAUUCCUGGAAAGUCGUUAAGUAAAAUCGUAAAAUAAAAGAUGAACAUGUCGGAACAAACGUUAAUGUCCAAUUACACAAAAGAUCAAUCAACAUAAUAAGUUUAUAUAUUGAAAAUUGUGAAGACAUUGCACAUUUUGACGAAAAACUCAAGAGCCAAUAUUUAUUUAAAAAUAGCUUUUUAUAAAAUACUAAUCCAAAACAAUAACAUACCAGUUUGUUAAACAAAAUGGAAUUCAGAAUUGUUUAAUAUUGACUGGAAAAACCGUACAUGAAUACGUGUUCAAUUUAUCUAAAAAUACAUAUAUUAGGUGGUUCCAGUGCAGACUAGUCCACAGAAUCUUAGGAACAAAAUAUCUUAUGUUAAAAAUGAAAACUGAUGCUAAUAAUAUAGGUAUUUUUUUGUAAUAAUGAAGUAGAAAAUAUGAUGCCCUUGUUCUAGUACUGUUUAUUUCCCCAGGAAAUUUCUUAAAUGUGUUGUUGAGAAUUUUCGUAGAAGAAAACCAAGUUAUCUUAUUCUUGUAAUCACUUCCCCAAAAGUGAAUGAUUUAAACAUGUUGUGUCUAGAAAUUAAACGAUAUAUUUUUUAUUGAGGAAGAAAAAACUAACAAACACUCUUUUAAUCUUUUGGAUCUGUUAAUAGUAUGAAGCACAAUUUAGAAAUAUAUACAACCACAAUUAAUACAGUUGAUGAAUUAAGAGAAUGGUCCCUUGAUAUUUGUAGACAUCUGCCAUGACAACAUGACUUAUCAUAACAUUUUAUAUAGAUACUAUAUAAUAUUGUUUAACACCCAGUUUUUUAGAGCCUGCAUUAUUAAUGUAUUUUACACAAUGCAAUGCAGCAUUUAAUAACCGUUCGAAAGUGUAAUAUAUUACAGAUAAAAGGCAUACAUACUAACAACGAAAGCUUACUAAUAUGAAUGUGCACAUUUCUUGAAACAUUAAACACUAUACAAUUUAUAUGAAUGUAUGUUUAUAAUCCUAGGAAUGUACCUGUAUUUAACAUACUCUGUAAAUAAAAUGAGUGCAUGUAUGUAUGUAGUAUUUUACGGAAAGAAUAACUUAGUGUAUGUACCCAUCACAUACCUUUUAUUAAAAUACUAUCUAUAUUCUAUGCUUGUUUGUAUGUCUGUAAUA